Penicillium cinerascens is the source of this 1464-nucleotide messenger RNA. Its product is annotated as Oxidoreductase N-terminal. The record is from RefSeq and is a predicted model, not a curated record. Gene Ontology annotation, biological process: translation; NADPH regeneration. Bases 1 to 1464 code for a protein of 487 amino acids. NCBI's taxonomy places the organism in Eukaryota, Fungi, Ascomycota, Eurotiomycetes, Eurotiales, Aspergillaceae. Gene Ontology annotation, cellular component: ribosome; cytoplasm. The transcript is spliced from 10 exons. Gene Ontology annotation, molecular function: oxidoreductase activity; nucleotide binding; structural constituent of ribosome.
AUGCCUAUCGGCGUAGCAAUUAUCGGAAGUGGCCUUUUUGCCAAAGAGCAGCAUCUGCCUGCUGUUCAAGCUGCUGCAAACUUCCAGCUCAAGGCCAUCUACUCGCGUUCCCUCAAGUCGGCACAGUCGCUUGCGGAAGGCAGGUCCGGGGUUGAUCUCUACUCCGAAGACGCGGGAGCUGGCAAGUCUUUUGAUGAUCUACUGGCCCGUUCAGAAAUUGACGCCGUCAUCAUCGCUCUCCCCAUUCUGGUUCAACCCGAAUUCAUCAAGAGAGCCCUUCUGGCUGGCAAGCAUGUCCUGUCCGAGAAGCCCAUCGCCAAGGACGUUGCCACAGCCCAGGAACUCCUGCAGUGGUACGGGGCCAAUAUUGACCCCAGGAAGACAUUCUGGGCCGUGGGCGAGAACUACCGAUACAUGACCAAGUUCCUGUUUACGGCUGAGCAGGUGCGAAAGAUGGGCAAGGUCAAGCACUUUCGGGUAAAUGUCCAGAACUUGGUGAAGGAGGAUAAUAAAUACUACCAAACUGCUUGGCGUAAAACGCCUGGGUAUCAAGGAGGCUUCCUCCUGGACGGUGGAGUGCAUAUGACUGCUGGCCUGCGCCUGAUCCUGGGCUCAGAGCAUAUAACUGCAUUGUCAGCCCAGUCUCAACUGCAGCAAGCAUACCUACCACCGGUUGACACGGUGGACGCCGUCGUUCAAACCGGAUCUGGUGCUACAGGUAUCAUUUCCUUGUCGUGGGGAUCGCCGUUCAAAGACAGCACUUUCGAGUUUGCCUGCGACAAGGGCGUGGUGACUUUGAAAGGUGACGAUGUGACAGUUGAUGGCAAAGCUUACCACGUUGAGUUUGAUGGCAAUGGAGUUGGCCCCGAAGUCGCUGAUUUCGCGACAGCCAUUGUUAAUGGAUCCCCGGUUGAGAAGAGGCAGUCGCCUGAGGCUGCACUGGCGGAUUUGGAAAUGUUGGAGCAGAUGCUGAAGAGUGGCGAGCGACAAGGUGAAAGAGUGAACCUCCAACUGCAGUCCGACUCGACAACUCUCGAACGCCCGGCGAGACCCUACAACACCGCCAAAAUGGUCGCCGCAAAGAAGCACAUCCCCAUCGUGAAGAAGCGCACCAACCGCUUCAACCGUCACCAGUCUGACCGGUUCAUGCGCGUUGACCCUUCGUGGCGCAAGCCCAAGGGUAUUGACAACUGUGUCCGCCGCCGCUUCAAGGGCCAGAUUGCCAUGCCCUCCAUCGGUUACGGUAGCAACAAGAAGACCCGUCACAUGAUGCCCUCCGGCCACAAGGCUUUCCUCGUCCACAACCCCAAGGACGUUGAGCUCCUCCUGAUGCACAACCGUACCUACGCUGCUGAGAUUGGCCACGCUGUCUCCUCCCGCAAGCGUGUCGACAUCCUCGCCAAGGCCAAGGCUCUCGGUGUCAAGGUCACCAACCCCAAGGGCCGUGUCACCACCGAGGCCUAA